UAUCGGAUUAUCUUCUACAGUCUUUAAUAAUCAAUCUUAUAAAAAAUUAACCUUUUAUUUAGUAUUUUAUUCAUUUUCGAGAUUCCAGGAAAUUUUUUCUUUAAACUACCUCCUAUUAUAUACAAAACCGAUCCCCUCUUCCGCCGUACUUCAUCGCAAUUCUGUUGCAAUGCGCUUGCCGGUUGAAAAUAAUAGUUUCUGUUUUCACGGCGUGAAAAACAGCGUGGCGUAAAAUACGUGGAUAUUUUCAUUUAAGCAAGAGCAUUGCAUCAUUUUGAGAUAAGGAAAGAUUAAAAGAAAAGGAAUUUUUACACCACCAAACUAAAUUAUAUAUCUUGGUUACAAUUGUAAAUAGGUCCUGGCAAAAAUAAUACCAAAAUUAUAAAUUGAAAAGAUGGAUGUGACUUAUGAGAGUCCUGGAUUUGAAUUAAUUAGCUUUGAAAAAUCUUUUGAAUUGUCUGAGCAUAGACAUGCAGCUCAUUGUUGCAUUUAUUCUCCUUAUUCUACACCUGUUUUGAAUAAUUAUGUGUCUUCAGCAUUAGUAUCAAUGCAAAUGCGUUUUGAUGGUAAAAUUGGAUUUCAUGGUGGUCUUGUACAUGAAAAAAACAUUACUGAAGGCUUAAACAGAGAACUAGCAGAAGAAAUUAAUUUAAACGAGAAAUUUUAUAUUACAGACAAAGACUAUCUAUUUACUCAUGUAGAUAUUCUCAACAAGUUAUGUUUGCAUUUUUAUGGUAAAGAAGUUUCUAUUGAAGAUUUUAAAACUAUAGAAAAAGAAGCUCUUGAUGCUGAAGAUUUUGGACUGGAGACUAUGGGUGUUUUUCGUGUUCCCAUGUUUACUAUGCGUGAUGGUUAUCGUGGUUUACCAGCCUUUCUGAACAAUAAUUUUAUUGGAGAAGCAAAGAACCAGUUGUUGAAUUUCAUUCUACAUCGCAAGUUAAUGACACCUGAAGAGGUCAAAACUGUUUUAGAACACUCUCAGAAAGGUAGUAAAGUGGUUUGUUUUGAUGAUUAAGCUCCAAUUCCAGGAAUACUACCAAGAAAUUAUCAUAACCAAAUACCAGGCUGAAAAAAAAAAGAACCAGUGUUUUAAUUUUUGAACCAUUUUGAAUUGCUGUUAAAUAUAUAUAUAUAUAUAUAUAAC
Molecule: messenger RNA, 1144 nt
Organism: Argiope bruennichi
Lineage: Eukaryota; Metazoa; Arthropoda; Arachnida; Araneae; Araneidae
Product: U8 snoRNA-decapping enzyme-like
Exons: 5
Coding region: 395-1015 (206 amino acids)
Biological process (GO): sno(s)RNA catabolic process; mRNA catabolic process
Cellular component (GO): nucleus
Molecular function (GO): phosphodiesterase decapping endonuclease activity; snoRNA binding
Source: RefSeq, a predicted model, not a curated record